Molecule: messenger RNA, 171 nt
Organism: Sphaeroforma arctica JP610
Lineage: Eukaryota; Ichthyosporea; Ichthyophonida
Exons: 2
Coding region: 22-171 (49 amino acids)
Source: RefSeq, a predicted model, not a curated record
AUUAACGACCUUGCCGAAACAAUGGACGUCGAAAAGAUAUUAGCACGUGCAUCGCAGAUAUGCCACGAGGUCCGCAAUUCGUCUGAUGCAGCAGGACUCACGGAUCUUUUCGAGGUUCCUCAUCGGAAGGAAAGUAUUGGCUUAAUGCGCAGGGCGUCUGUUCCCGAGUAG